This is a messenger RNA of Ectocarpus siliculosus, 734 nucleotides long. The record is from the annotation of a GenBank genome assembly. Lineage: Eukaryota; Phaeophyceae; Ectocarpales; Ectocarpaceae.
AUGCAGCUUCUUAAGGAUGCAGGGGUGACAUCCUACGAGCCUAGGGUGGUGAGCCACCUGGUGGAUCGGAUGCGCAGAUAUACGCGCGAGGUGUUGAUUGAUGCGAGGGACUACGCUGACCACGCCGGGAGAACCGACCUCGGCAUGCAGGACGUGCGAUUAGCCGUGCGCAAGAAGCAGGAUGCGUUAUCCGCCGGCCCUCCCUCACGAGAGGACCAAAUACGACAGGCCGACGAGGUCAACCGGAUACCGUUGCCGGUAAUCCCCGACAAGUUCGGGGUGCGAUUGCCGCCCUUCCAAUACCAAAACACGCUCCCCAACCUGCAGUGGGAAGCACACGCAGAACCGCCAGUCCACGAUGAAGCGGGCGAGAUGGACGUGGACCCAGAGCAAGCUCCGUCCCCGCUUAGCGGCAACCGCAACAAGAAGGCCAAGACUACCCCGGGGCUGGAAACGAAGAAACCCCUUACUCUGAAAGAAAAGAAGGAGCAGGAGGAGGCCAACAGGGCUAAGGCUGAAGCGAAGGCCGCGCGGAGACGACUGCAGGCGCAAAACGCGAAGAGGGGUUGAGUUACGUUUUGCCGUUGUACGGCAGGUGUCGUGGCGCAAGCCGGUUGUGAGGGCCCGACCUCCGCCAAUCCGGCGAAUGGAUGAAUGUGGUAGGAUGGGGUGUACGAAGGAUGUUGAGGAUCAUGGCCGGAGUGUGGAGUGCUGUAGUGUUUGCGUAUUUUCGU